This is a messenger RNA of Clarias gariepinus (North African catfish), 1066 nucleotides long. It is a transcript of the gene faap24, whose product is annotated as FA core complex associated protein 24. Gene Ontology annotation, molecular function: chromatin binding. Lineage: Eukaryota; Metazoa; Chordata; Actinopteri; Siluriformes; Clariidae. The transcript has 4 exons. Gene Ontology annotation, cellular component: Fanconi anaemia nuclear complex. Gene Ontology annotation, biological process: interstrand cross-link repair. The record is from RefSeq and is a predicted model, not a curated record. Bases 267 to 911 code for a protein of 214 amino acids.
CACGAGAUUUAGUAGGUUUGUUGUGCUAAACGCAGGUUGGCUAGCCUUUUUUCCCCCUUUGCUGAAUUUGCCUAUUUAAACCGUUCGUAAGAAUUAAUUUGAAAAUACUUUCCGAAAGAAUAGUUUAGCUUGAUAUUAGAGCACUGUCGCGGGUAUUAAGCCAGUUUAAGCUGUUUAGUGCCACAGAUGAAUAAUAACUCAGUGUAAGUCAUAUUUGUGCUAAAUAGCUGUCUCUGGAUCAACAUGGUGGUGUUUAUUUAACUGCUAUGGAGCCCAAGCACUCAGCAGCAGUGGUUAGUGCUGUACCUCCAUAUGGACAUGUCCUCAUCAACGCCAAGUGGAGGGGCUCCACACUGGUGCAGCAUUUUAAAGGGCAUGUAAAGACUGUCUUUGAGGAGGAGCUUGGUGUUGUGGACCUUCAUCUCAGUAACAGAAGUUGUGUCCUGUAUGUCUCAGAGAGUGACUUGGUGGCAGGGAAUGACUACAAGAGAAAAAUUGUUCGAUUCAGAAAUGCCAAUAGUAACUUCCAUGGGAUUGUUCUGGUGGAGAAGACUCAUCUCAGUGAGCAGUACUUCAGUGGACUGCAGAAGUUUGUAGUGUUGGAGCUAGGCCUGACCCUGUUGCAUGUGCCAGGUCCUGCUGAAGCAGCCCAGCUCAUUGCACAGAUGGUACAUGGAGAGAGCAAGCAGAACCCAUUCCGCAGGAGAAGCACAGCCAGACUGAUGGACCCAGUGGUGCUGAACCUGGUACAGCAGAUCCCAGGGGUUGGCAAGGUGAAGGCCAUGGCCCUUCUGCAGCGAUUCUCUAGCAUCCAUAAGAUCAGCAAUGUUUCAGUUGGGGAGCUGGAGCCUGUUGUGGGGCAGGCAACUGCUCAGCACAUCUGGGCUUUCUUCCAUGAUAUACUUCCAUGAUAUUCUGACACAUGGCACUAUGUAAAGACUUUCACGUUUCACUAUGGACUUAAAAAAAGAAAAAGCUUAAAUAUUGGCUCAAGGUCAUUAAAUGUAAAUUAUUUCUUAUUUAAGGAAAACUUUUUUCUUGGUGUUUGUGAGCAAAAUGUUCUCCA